This is a messenger RNA of Cyphomyrmex costatus, 882 nucleotides long. RefSeq names its product solute carrier family 41 member 2. The coding region runs from base 1 to 882 and encodes 293 amino acids. The transcript has 5 exons. Gene Ontology annotation, molecular function: monoatomic cation transmembrane transporter activity. Lineage: Eukaryota; Metazoa; Arthropoda; Insecta; Hymenoptera; Formicidae. The record is from RefSeq and is a predicted model, not a curated record. Gene Ontology annotation, biological process: monoatomic cation transport. Gene Ontology annotation, cellular component: plasma membrane.
AUGAUGCGUACUGGACUGUAUUCAUUGAACGGUAUCUUGUGCUCCCAACGCGAUUUCGUUCUGAUCGCUGUGAUCAUGAUAUUCUAUAGAUACAAAAUGAAUCCAUACAAUCUGGCGACUCCUCUAGCCGCGUCUAUCGGUGACGUCGUGUCCAUCAGUAUUCUCUCCACCGUUGCAUCAGAAUUUUACAAAAGGCUGUACACAGAAGUAUGGAUACUGUACAUCGUUAUAGGAAUGUACUUGGUGCUUUUGCCGAUUUGGAUUAUAAUCGUGCUGAAGAACAAAUACACGAGAACAGUAUUAAAGUCUGGCUGGGUCCCCAUUCUGUCUGCUCUUAUGAUCAGUGGCGGAGGUGGAUUAGUUCUUGAGAGAAUGAUCGACUCUUAUAAAGGAUCUGAAGUCUUUCAAUUAGUCAUUAAUGGGAUUGGCGGCAACUUAGUAUCGGUGCAAGCGUCUCGAAUGUCAACCAUGUUGCACCCGACUUCUAUCCUAGGAAUUCUACCACCGCACGACAAAAUUUGUCUGACAUCGUGGAACGCGCUUUUCAUGGGAUCAAUAUAUGCCAAAACCGCAAGAUUGCUCCUCGCUAUGGCCACCCCCGGUCAAUUGAUCUUUGUUUUCAUCGCUAAUGCUUUAAACCCGGGCGAUUGGAAGAUACAUGUAUACUUUGUAUUCUUUUAUGUAACUGCUUCCUUAUUGCAAGUAAUGCUUCUGUUGUACGUGGCACACAUAGUCAUUCACGCGAUGUGGAGGUGCAAAACCGACCCAGACAAUUCGGCGAUCCCCUGCUUAACGGCACUGGGUGAUUUGAGCGGAUCGCUGCUCUUAGUGUUAGCUUUCUUCUUUGUAUAUUUGAUACAAAGACCAUAUUGUUUCGAUUAA